AAAAGAAAAUGACCAUUUGUUAGCAGCCGUUUGCGAACCAUCUGCACUGCUUUUAUGUGAUUGGAAUACUGUUGCAUACUUUUCUGUUAUUCCAAAUCUAAAGUUAUUGGUUAACCCAUGUUUGCAGUGAGUGCAUUUGCAUGUUUGGCUUUCCUCUCUCUUUUGGACAGCCUGCUGUUGGUGAUCGUUUCGUCUGCCAUUCACUGGUAUGUUUGAUAGUAAUGCUCUGUAUUAAGACAGCCACAACUCGAAAGGUGAUGCCCUUGAUGGUGCCAUGUGAAUGACUGACGACCAUGAAGCCAACUCACAAGCUGAUGUUCGUCCUGUGCCCCAUGCUGGUCCUGGGCUUUAUUUACUACUCCUCUGGGAAGCUACAUCUACACGUAUGGGGCCAGAAGCCUCAAAGUGAUGCAGAAGAGACAACUCUUGUCGUGAUUAAAGGGUCUGAAAGGAAAAGAAUCACAGAGUUGGCAACGAACAACCCCGUGGGAGGAAUAGUAGGCCCAGGUACAUCUGCAGCCCUACCAACCGAACCCUUGUAUGAUCAGCAGGGCUUUCUGCUGCAGCUGGACACAAAACUCCCCCCGGAGUUGGCGUACAAGUAUGGCAACAUCAGCGAAGGAGUGUGCAAGCCAGGAUACGCAGCAGCCAAGAUGACCGCCAUCUAUCCUAAGUUCAUGAAACCAGCUCCCAUGUUUCUUGACCGGAACUUUAAACGUCUAGCAAAAGUCAGCAACUACUUACCUCCCUUUGGAUUCAAAACGCAAGAGCGAGUCAUAGACAGCAUUUUGAGUGAAACAAAAAAGUAUGGACUUGGAGAGGCACUUGACAGUCUCAGCUGUAAAAGGUGCAUCAUUGUGGGCAACGGGGGAAUCCUGUUCAACAAGUCUCUGGGCUCCCGAAUAGACGACUACGAUGUCAUAGUGCGGUUGAAUGAAGCUCCAGUAAGAGGGUACGGCAAAGACGUGGGUACCAAAACCACCAUUAGGAUUACCUAUCCAGAGGGAGCAAUCCAGCAGCCCGACAAAUAUGAAAAAGAUUCACUAUUUGUCUUUUCUGCCUUCAAACCACUGGAUUUGAAGUGGCUCAGACAGAUGGUCUUGAAGGAGAAACUGAGGGGUACGGAGGGGUUUUGGAAGUCGGUGGCUCGUUACGUUCCUCGGGAUCCCACCGAGAUGAGAAUCCUCAAUCCCUACUUCAUCCAGGAGGCCGCCUUCCAGUUCAUAGGGCUGCCCUUCAACAAUGGCCUCAUGGGCAAAGGGAACAUUCCAACUUUGGGAACGGUUGCCAUAACAAUGGCACUGCACAACUGUGACGAGGUGGCGGUGGCUGGUUUCGGCUACGACAUGAAGAAGCCCCAUGCACCUCUGCACUACUACGAGUCGGUCAAGAUGUCCGCCAUCAAAGAGUCAUGGACACACAACAUAUCCAAGGAGAAGGAGUUCCUCCGCAAGCUGGUGAAGGCCAACAUCAUCACAGACCUGACCAACGGCAUCUGAGUUUACACACACGCACACAGACUCCCUCUGCCUUUCCCCAAAGGACCACAAAACAGGAAACGGGUCGACUCCGGGUGAAAGAACCCUUAGUAUCCGGGUGACCUGAACGCUGUCUGGGUUUUUCAUAUCAAAAAAGAUUAUUUAAAAAAAUAUACAGUCAUAGGAGGGUUUCUGUGGAGUGAUGCACACUUGUGCCUUCUGAACCAAACACUCCUGCCGAUUUGAAGCAGGGAGCGGAGAGCAUCAAGGCGUAGUAAAGAGUAAGAAAGUGCAGAGUAGAAGUCACUUGUUGACAUGCUGGCGUCAGUAUUCAGGCUAACUCGAUGAAGGCACAGAUGAAAAGGGUAUUAGCAGUGCCAAACGUACCUCGUACACGGGAGAGGCUGUCCCCGUCUUUUUGCUGCCUGAAUGUAUUCACUUUCUUCAGUGUAAAUAUCAGAUGUUUUCACUGUGCUUUUUGACAAGCUGCAGCAGCACCCCUCCCCUGUCCUACCAUUUGUCCUUUUAUUCAUUUGCCCUUUAACAGGCGAUAAAGCAGUAAGGGCCAGCUACACAGGCUGCUGUACCUUUGACACACAAAAAGUUUGAUAUAUAUAUAGAUUUUUUUUUGUUGCAGUCUUUUAAUCUACGGCCUUUGUCUGUAAGAAUAUGGUAAGAAUAGAGCAGGUUUUUUCGGCUUCACAGCAGUGUCCCCAACGUUCAGAUGAGCGCUUUCUAAGAGGCUCGACGCAUCAAAUGAGAACUUGUAUUUAUUAUUUUGGUAAGUUUAGUCGUAGGACUAUUUAUUUUAUUCCUAAGUUGGAGUUUGGAAACGCAAUAUCUUUCUGCCUCCUCUCUGCUCAUCCAUUUCACGGCCUUCAUCAGACAAACUGACAUCUGCCCAGAUCAAGGAGAGCAGAAUCUGUGCGUCAAUCCCUCCAAUCUCCUGUUGCUGCAGAUUUUCUUGUUCUUCAGUAAAUGGUGAAAUCUUGGAUGGUAGAAUAUAUAUGUAUAUAUCUAUAGAUAUAGAUAUAUAUAUAUAUAUGGUUUAAGGUACAUUUUAUUGUUACUAAGUCCCAACUUUCGGGUCACAGAUACGCAAACGUUGUGUUUGUUUUCCUCUUGAUUUCACCGCUGUGUGUGUCCUCUGAGUUUGCAUCCACCAGUAACUUUGAAGAUGAUGCUGUGUUCCCAAAACCAAAUGACACCGAUGAGUCAAUCAAUUCAGUAUUAAUCAUCAUUAGACUGCAGCACUACACUUGUGUGCUGAUGUAUUUCUUGAAAUGGAGACACUCGUUUUGGUAUUUCAACGCUGCACUAACAUAGAGAAGUUCAGUAUUAUUCAAUCAAAAGUUUUUGAUUGAAAGCCCUCAGAGAAAAAUGUAUGUAAACAAAUGAAUGCGAUAAUCAUCUUUAUAUAGUGACGGUGCAUUUUAAUACUGCUUUACCAUAGCAGGUCUUGUUUUGCAGUUUUUGUCAGAUGACAAUUCAAACAGGUUUUUACCCAUUUCAUGUUCCUACUUCUGAAAUGUAUAUUGUUCACUUCAAAUCCUCUCAACCAGUCAGUUGGAGCUGUGGCAUCAGUUUCAUUGGGCCACAUGUUCCUUCACCAACCAACAUUUCACCAACACCAAUUUGGUACCUUUGUUGGGGACAAGGGAAAGCCGACCAUUGCACCCUCGUGAGGCGCUCUCUGUGCCUUACAUCACUUGAAAACGGUAGCGAGGAGUUUAACGUGAGAAAGUAACGGCAGCUGAUGAUGAAUGUAGGCUCAGCUCCGGGUCAGAACAGCUCACAUCUCAUUGCUCUCAUGUGGGACCAACGCAUUUCAUAUCCGAGCUGUAUAUAUAUUAUAUACAGUUUAAGAAGACGUGAGGCCUCAUGUUGGUGGUUGUGUAUUUUAGCCCAUAAACUACAUAAUUAAGCAACUUUCCUUCUUUAUUUCAUGUUUUUCUUUGGCCAUGGUUGCCUCAUUUUUCUUUUCGUCACUAUUAUGUUUUUUUUCCCACGGUACGCAUGAUGAAAUGAAAGUUCACUUAACACGUCAUGAAUAGGACUGUGAAAACCCUUAAUUGUCUGACUGAUUUAAAGAAUUCCGUGUUUUUGGAGCUUGAGUGACACAAGGGACGAUAUGUUCUCUACAGUUACAAUUUUCAAUUUGAUUUCUUUUUUAAUCACACGGGUGAGUCCCUGUUGCCUUUGUGGAAGUGAAAUGCCAAAUCACUGGAUCCCCUCUUUAAUGCUUGAAUCCUUGAAUGCAAGGAGACUUCAAACUGGUCCCUGCUGACUGCCGGAGGGCCAUAUCACUAUAAUACAUCAUUAUCUAUAGCAAAAAGGGUUGAUUUGUAGUGUUCCAAAAUCAUUUUUCAAGCAUUGACUGCCUGGAAAUCAGUCCCCUAGUAUGUUUUAGAAAAUGGUCAUUCAUUUGGCAAAAUGUGUGUAGUCGGUGGGAUAAAACAUGCUAAACCACCAGUGUAGUCUUUAAAGCUAUGAGACUAAGCACACCCUCCGUUGGAGUGGGUUUUUCUGUUUAUUUUCUUUUUCUAGGUUAUGAAUUUGCAAGCAUGCUGGAGGAGUUCAAAGGGAUUGGACCCAAUUCGCCUGAUCUUCAUAACCUGCUCAUGUUAAAGCAGAAUGUAUUUGCUUUUGUCAUUCAUAUUUAUGAGCAUUUUUUUACUUUACAUUCCACCAUCAAAGGAAGUUAUUGUGACCAAAAGUGUAUAAUUUUUUUCUAUACUGUUAUGAAUGGCUUUCUGUAACUCAAUAAAUAGGUUUCUAAUGGAUAUUUGCCCGUGCAUGUUGUUUCCAUCUUUUGACGGAUUCUUUUUUGUAUUUGUCCAUUUUUCUAUGUACAUAUUUCUGUACACUGUGAAUUUUCAGUAUCUAUAGUAAAUAUUUUUGAUGUAA
This is a messenger RNA of Pungitius pungitius (ninespine stickleback), 4385 nucleotides long. RefSeq names its product ST3 beta-galactoside alpha-2,3-sialyltransferase 3b (gene st3gal3b). The transcript has 13 exons. The coding region runs from base 294 to 1499 and encodes 401 amino acids. Lineage: Eukaryota; Metazoa; Chordata; Actinopteri; Perciformes; Gasterosteidae. The record is from RefSeq and is a predicted model, not a curated record. Gene Ontology annotation, molecular function: sialyltransferase activity.